This is a messenger RNA of Acytostelium subglobosum LB1, 3042 nucleotides long. RefSeq lists its product as hypothetical. The record is from RefSeq and is a predicted model, not a curated record. Gene Ontology annotation, molecular function: dihydropyrimidine dehydrogenase (NADP+) activity; iron-sulfur cluster binding; NADP binding. Lineage: Eukaryota; Evosea; Eumycetozoa; Acytosteliales; Acytosteliaceae. The coding region runs from base 1 to 3042 and encodes 1013 amino acids. Gene Ontology annotation, biological process: thymine catabolic process; uracil catabolic process. Gene Ontology annotation, cellular component: cytoplasm; cytosol. The transcript is spliced from 3 exons.
AUGGAAAGUGGACAUCAUUACCCUGGCGGCGAUGUUUCAGCUGUCAAUGAUAUCGAAGGCAUUCUUAACCUUCAUCCCACCGUCAACAAGUUUGCCACAUUCAAGCCAACAGUAGUCAGCAAGAAAGACAAAGAGCAUUGGAAGAAGAAUGAGCGUUGCAAGACUGCAUGUGAACUAAAGAAUGACUUUAGCGAUGUGAAGCCAACUACUUUGACAGAGAGAGGUGCAUUGUUUGAGGCACAGAGAUGUUUGAAGUGCGCUGAUGCACCUUGCCAAAAGUCUUGCCCAACACAACUUGAUGUAAAGUCAUUCAUCUCUUCAAUCGCCACAAAGAACUAUUACGGCGCUGCCAAGGCUAUCUUCUCAGACAACCCCGUUGGUCUGACCUGUGGUAUGGUGUGUCCCGUGUCCAACCUAUGUGAGGGUGGCUGCAACCUGGCCUCGACCGAGGAGGGCGCCAUCAAGAUCGGUGGCCUGCAACAGUACGCCACAGACGUCUUCAAGAAGAUGAACAUCCCCCAGAUCCGCGACCCAUCGCUUACACCACUGGACCAGCUGCCAGAGAGCUACCGUGCCAAGAUCGCCCUAAUUGGAUGUGGCCCCACAUCCAUCUCUUGUGGCACCUUCCUUGCGCGUCUGGGCUACACCGACGUCACAAUCUUUGAGAAGGAGGAGUAUGUUGGCGGUCUGAGCUCUGCUGAGAUCCCCCAGUACCGUCUGCCAUUCGACGUCGUCGAGUUUGAGGUCAAGCUCAUGAAGGACCUGGGCGUCAAGGUGGUCUAUGGCAAGAAGCUGGGCGACAAUGGCUUCACUGUAGAGUCACUCAAGGCUCAGGGCUACGAAGCCGUGUACCUUGGUAUUGGUAUGCCCGAGGCCAAGAUUGACAAGGUCUUCCAAGGCCUCACUGUUGCUGAGGGCUUCUACACAUCCAAGGACUACCUGCCACUGGUGUCCAAGGGAUCAAAGCCAGGCAUGUGUGGAUGCUCGAGCAAGCUGCCAGAGCUGCGCGGCCGUGUUGUCGUGCUGGGUGCUGGAGAUACCGCCUUUGAUUGUGCCACCUCGGCCUUCCGUUGUGGUGCCUCCCGUGUCACAGUCUGCUUCCGUCGUGGUUUCAGCGACAUGCGUGCCGUUCCCGAAGAGGUUGAUAUUGCCAAGGAUGAGCGUUGCGAGUUCCUUCCAUUUGUGUUGCCCAAACAGGUGAUUCGUCGCGAGGGAAAGAUCGUCGCACUCGAGUUCUACAAGACAGAGAAGGGCGAGGAUGGCCAGUACGCCGUCGAUGAGGACCAGUUCUUCCGUGUCAAGUGUGACUACAUCAUCUCUGCCUUUGGUAGUCAGAUUGGUGAGGUAGCAGAAUCAUGCAAGCCAUUGAAGUUUACCAGACACGGUUUGGCUGACGUCGACCAAAUGACCAUGCAGGCCACCAACCAGGAAUGGUUGUUCUGUGGUGGUGAUCUCAUUGGCAACGGUACCACAGUCGAGGCUGUCAACGAUGGAAAGACUGCAUCAUGGAACAUCCACAAGUACCUACAGUCGCUUCAUGGUAUCCCCAUCCCAGACUCUCCCCAGCUUCCAAACUUCUUCACACCAAUCGACUUGGUUGACAUUAGCAUCGACUUUUGUGGCCUCAAGUUUGAGAACCCGUUCGGUCUGGCCUCCGCCACACCCUGCACGUCCGCCUCGAUGAUCCGUCGUUCAUUCGAGCAAGGCUGGGGCUUCGCCGUCACAAAGACCUUCUCAUUGGACAAGGAUCUCGUCACCAAUGUGUCUCCACGUAUUGUUCGUGGUACAACCAGCGGUCAUCACUUUGGCCCUGGCCAAGGCGCCUUCCUCAACAUCGAGCUUAUCAGUGAGAAGACUUGCCACUACUGGUGCAAGGCCGUCACAGAGCUGAAGCGCGACUUCCCCAGCAAGAUAGUGAUCGCAUCGAUCAUGUGUGGAUUCAACAAGGAUGACUGGCAAGAGUUGGCCAAGAUGGCCGAGGCCAGCGGUGCCGACGCCCUCGAGCUCAACCUCUCCUGUCCACACGGUAUGGGUGAGCGUGGUAUGGGUCUUGCCUGUGGCCAGAACCCAGACCUGGUGCUGCACAUCUGUAAGUGGGUGCGCGAGGCAAUCAAGAUCCCAUUCUUUGCCAAGUUGACACCAAACGUCACUGAGGUCAAGGAGAUUGCCAUGGCCGCCCACACUGGUGGUGCCUCUGGUGUCACCGCCAUCAACACAGUCUCUGGCCUGAUGAGCUUGAAGGGUGAUUCCAACGCCUGGCCCGCCAUCGGUUCCGAGAAGAGGACCACCUACGGAGGUGUCAGUGGUAACGCCACCCGUCCAAUGGCCCUUCGUGCUGUCAGUUCGAUCCGUCGUGCGCUUCCCGACUUCCCAAUCAUGGCCACAGGUGGUGCUGACUCUGCUGACACCUGUAUCCAGUUCCUUCACUGUGGUGCUGGUGUAAUCCAGAUCUGUUCAGCCGUCCAGAAUCAGGACUUCACCGUCGUCCAAGACUACAUCACUGGUCUCAAGACCUACCUGUACAUGCAAUCGAGAGAGGAUCUGCUCCAGUGGGACGGCCAAUCGCCACCCCUGUCACUCACCUCAUGGGCCUCGCGCAAGAAGUAUAACAACCUGCCACGCUUUGGUAACUACCAGAAGGAGAGAAACCAACAAGAGUUCGCUGAGAAUCAGACUCUGGACCUGCAGGCCAAGCCCGUUGUCCCCGAGGCUGCACCACAGACCAAGCCUGUGCCAUCAGUGCAUGACCAAGUCAACAGAGCCAUCCCAAGAAUCGGUGUCUACAAUGACCUUAACAACAAGGAACAAGUCGUGGCCCUUAUCGAUGAAGACCUGUGUAUCAACUGUGGCAAGUGCUACAUGACAUGUAACGACAGUGGAUACACUGCCAUUAAGUUCGAUGCCAAGACACAUAUCCCCAAUGUCACCGACAACUGCACUGGAUGUAACUUGUGUCUCUCUGUAUGUCCUAUUAUCGACUGUAUUACCAUGGUACCCAGGAAGAUCCCUUAUAUUCCCCAGCGUGGAUUGGUACCAGCUUAA